Molecule: messenger RNA, 834 nt
Organism: Rotaria sordida
Lineage: Eukaryota; Metazoa; Rotifera; Eurotatoria; Philodinida; Philodinidae
Source: the annotation of a GenBank genome assembly
AUGUCGAAACUUGAUCGUUCAACAUCAACAACAAAUUCUCAAUUUGAAACAAAUCCUACACAUAUUGAUACUGAUUUUUCAAUUCAUGAUACAACAGCAAAUACAUAUAAAGUACUAGAUAAAGUUUUAAAUGCAACGAAUCCUUUGGAAUCAACAACUUUAAGUCAUGAAAAACCUUCCACCUCAAUAACGAUGACAAGUCCUACUGAACACAUUCAUUUAUCUUCAUCAAAUUUAUCUUUUAAUUCAACUUCUUCAUCUGCUGCAUCAACAGAUUCAACUGUGGAAGCUAUAGUAGCGAAAUAUUUAUCACCAAAACAAUCAGCAACAUUAAAAACAGCCAAACGUCUUAUUAGAAGACCUUAUGGUGUUAGUAUUACAGAUUUAGAUGUUUAUGGUGAAAGUAUCAUGAAGCAACCUAAAAAGAACAACAACAAGUUGGUGAAUAAAAAAUCAACAACUAGUGGUGAAAAUGAAUCUUCAAAAAAAUGUUCAAAUAAAACUAAAUCUUUAACAGAAAAAUUACCUGAUGUUCAUAAUUCACAAAUGAUUUCUUCUAUGAACGACUCUUCAUCUCAACGAUGCCAUUAUGAUUAUAAUGUUCUUGAUUCUUCAUUAUCAACUGGUUUACAAAAUCCUACAUGUCAUUUAUUGUUCUCUAAUUCGACUUCACAUGUACUACGACCAUUACAGAACGUAUCAACAUCUAUCUGUGGCAAUUGCCAUCAAUAUAUUAAUAUAUUAUAUGUAGGAGGUUACUGUUCUCAAUGCAACGUACCAAUAUGCUGGUCAUGUUGGUCAAGUGAAAACUUACAUUUAUUAUCAUUGUAUUAA